AAGAAAAUACACAAUUGACAAUCCCUGCCGUCGUAGACAGACAAAACUAAAAAACCUGAGGGGGGAUAAGACACUGUUUCUUCUCUCGCUUUGUGGGGGGUUUUUCGGGACGAGCCAUGGAAGUAGCAGCUCUCUCCCCCUCAUCCACCAUCACCACCUUCAACACCACCCCUAAAUUCUCAAUCAAGCUUCCAAAAACCCCUCUCCAAACUUGCAAUUUCUGCCCAAUAACAACCCAACUCAAGCCCAAGAAGAAGAACAACCCCUUCAAUUUGUCUUCAAUUUCAACUGCAUCUUCACCAACCAGAACCAACGCAGCAUCAGCAACAUCUACACCUUCAACUUUCACUACUUCACCUUCCACUACCAGCGGUCACAACCGCCAUUGGAUGGUGUCAAUGGAAACUCCUCCACAGGGGGUUAAUUCCAGACCCCAAGUCAUUGAUUACUACGUUAGAACCUUAAAGGCUGUUUUGGGCAAUGAAAAAGAUGCUCAGAUGUGUAUAUAUAAUGCUUCUUGGGGUACCCUUUUUGGUUUCUGCUGCGACAUUGAUGAAGAAACUUCCCGUGAGCUCGCCCGUUUACCAGGGGUACUAUCUGUUAGGCCCGACCCAGAUUUUAGCACUACAGAGAAAGACUAUAGCAUUCCGGAUGUUCAGUUAGGUCUUUCAUCAAACAUAAUACCUGAAAGUACUUUAUUAUUUCCAAUGGGAAAUUCCAAGCGCUGGGUAGUUCGAUUAGAUAAGCCGGCACUAGGAGUUGUCACAAAGGUCCAGAUGGUUGAUUACUAUGCUCAAUUACUGACCAAGGUGAUGGGGAACAAGAAGGAUGCUCAAAUGUGCAUAUACCACAUUUCGAGGCAUUCCAACUAUGGAUUCUGUUGUGAACUAGAUGAGGAAUGUGCUCAAGAGCUUGCUGGUGUGCCUGGUGUGUUAUCUGUUCGGCCUGAUGACAGUUUUGAUUCAGAUAACAAGGAUUAUGGAGGUGAAAAUUUGCAGCAGUUAGGUGAUUCAACAGAUUCUUCAGUAGAAAAUGAAACAGCUGACAUCAAAACGAAGAAGCUUUUUGUGGCUGGUUUGUCAUUUUAUACAUCCGAGAAAACCUUGCGUGCAGCAUUUGAGGGAUUUGGCGAUCUUGUUCAAGUUAAAGUUAUAAUGGACAAGAUUUCGAAAAGGUCCAAAGGGUACGCCUUUGUCGAGUAUACCACUGAGGAGGCCGCGGCUGCAGCUCUCAAAGAGAUGAAUGGCAAGAUCAUCAAUGGCUGGAUGAUAACCGUUGAUGUUGCCAGGAUAAACCCACCAAAGUCCAGCAGGGGCCAGCCCAGACCGGCUAUCUAAUGUGUUUGAGAGAGAGAGAGAGAGAGAGAGAGAGAGAGAGAGAGAGAGAGAGAGAGAGUCCUUCUGGUAUUAUAUCUCAUAUUUUGUGGGAUUAUAUCCAAGACAUGUUUAAUUUGAGUCGUAAACAUAUAAUCAAACACUAGAUAGUUGGUCACAUUUUUUUGGUGAAAAAACAUUGGAUAUAUAAUUCGAUGAUGUUCAUAUAUGCGGUCAAACAAA
Messenger RNA from Rhododendron vialii, 1556 nucleotides. RefSeq names its product organelle RRM domain-containing protein 1, chloroplastic. Gene Ontology annotation, molecular function: RNA binding. The transcript has 9 exons. Gene Ontology annotation, cellular component: mitochondrion. Lineage: Eukaryota; Viridiplantae; Streptophyta; Magnoliopsida; Ericales; Ericaceae. Bases 117 to 1337 code for a protein of 406 amino acids. The record is from RefSeq and is a predicted model, not a curated record. Gene Ontology annotation, biological process: mitochondrial mRNA modification; cytidine to uridine editing.